Messenger RNA from Brachypodium distachyon (stiff brome), 1181 nucleotides. RefSeq lists its product as uncharacterized. The transcript is spliced from 3 exons. The record is from RefSeq and is a predicted model, not a curated record. NCBI's taxonomy places the organism in Eukaryota, Viridiplantae, Streptophyta, Magnoliopsida, Poales, Poaceae. Bases 88 to 798 code for a protein of 236 amino acids.
UCCCUCCCGCCAUCUCCACCCCCACCCCUCCUCUUCUUCUUCUUCCCGCAGCGCCUCUCCCCUCUUCCUCUGACCGCUCCUAUAUAUAUGUUCCCCAUCACCACCGCAAGACUUCCCGAUCGAGAGAGAACCAGAGCGCAGGCAGACGCAGAGAGAUCGCCUUUCAGAGAGCGCUCAGCGGGGAUGAUCAGCAGCAGCAUGUCGCCGGCCGGGAGCAGGAGGAGGGAGCACAGGAGCGGGGGCGGCCGGUUCAGGGCGGAGAUCGAGAUGGACAGAGGGGUCUCUCUCCCCAGGAGCCCGGAGCAGGGGUUCGCCGCCGCCGUGAGAGAGCCGCUGGUGAGGCUGAAGCGGCCCAAGUACGACUUCGAGAUGUGGGAUUGGGGCUACUUCUCAUGGCCGCACGACCGUCUCGACGCCAACCUGGAGAUGAGGGACAGCGACCCGAGGGCGACAUUCGAGGCGGACCGCAAGGUGAUCGACGGCUUCCUGAGCCGGAGCACGCUGCAGAUAGAGGCCAGCGAGGGCUUCCGGAGCCGGAGCACGCUGAAGCGAGAGUCCAGCAAUGACUUCCAGAACCGGAGCACAGUGCAGCCAGAGUCCGGCGACAACUUCCGGAGCCAGAGCACACUGCAGCUAGAGUCUAGCAAUGGCUUCCGGAGCCAGAGCACACCGAAGCUAGAGAUCGACGACGGCAUGCCCUUUGGAGGCGGUGCGCUGCGGCGUUGGGGGUGCGCCGAGUCCAACCCCUUCCUGCUGGGGCGUGGCGAGGCGCUCCUGCAAGGCCCAUGUGCAUACUAGCAUAUCGCCAGUCCCUGCUGUAACGCACCCGCGCUUGUAUAUACCCUUGUUUGCAAAUUGCAAUGCACCGAUAGUUCAAUAGAUCAUAGGAUGAAUGAUGCAUCUGGCUCUGGCAUCAGCAUGCUGAUCAGGAUACAGUAGGACUAGCAUCCCAGUCAGUCCAGAACUUGUGAGAGAAGAUAUUUUUGGUUCAGAACUGUGAGAUAGACACUUUCUGUAUAGUGGAGAUUUGUAAAUGCUCAUGUAAACUCUCCAGGAGGAAAAUUUUGGUUCAUAACUGUGAGAUAGACACUUUCUGUAGAGAUUUGUACAUGCUCAUGUAAACUCUCCAGAAUUCACUGGCUCUUCCGAAUAAAGCUUUCUCCAUAGUAGUAUACUAAGCA